This is a messenger RNA of Trichoderma harzianum CBS 226.95, 735 nucleotides long. RefSeq lists its product as hypothetical. Gene Ontology annotation, cellular component: NatA complex. Gene Ontology annotation, biological process: N-terminal peptidyl-glutamic acid acetylation. The coding region runs from base 1 to 735 and encodes 244 amino acids. The transcript has 2 exons. The record is from RefSeq and is a predicted model, not a curated record. NCBI's taxonomy places the organism in Eukaryota, Fungi, Ascomycota, Sordariomycetes, Hypocreales, Hypocreaceae. Gene Ontology annotation, molecular function: protein-N-terminal-glutamate acetyltransferase activity; protein N-terminal-serine acetyltransferase activity.
AUGGACAUCCGCCUCCUCACCACGGCCGACCUGCCCUUGAUCCAGCACGCCAACCUGGAGAACCUGCCGGAAAACUACUUCCUCAAGUACUACCUCUACCACGCCCUCUCCUGGCCGCAGCUCAGCUUCGUCGCCGUCGACGUCAGCCGCCCGCGCAAGGGGCCCUACGACUACCCAAAAAUCGUCGGCUACGUGCUGGCCAAGAUGGAAGAGGAGCCGACGGACGGCGUGCAGCACGGGCACAUUACGAGCUUGAGCGUCAUGAGGACGCACAGGAGGCUGGGUAUUGCGGAGAAGCUUAUGAGGCAGAGCCAGCUUGCCAUGGUGGAGACUUUUCAGGCGAAAUACGUCUCCCUACACGUCCGCGUGUCCAACGUCGCCGCGAGACACUUGUACGAAGACACGCUGCGCUUCCGCAACGAGAAGACGGAGAGCAAGUACUACGCCGACGGGGAGGAUGCCUUUAGCAUGCGCCUGGACCUAGACGACGUGGCGGAGCUGGCGAAGCGGUAUGCCGACGAGGAAGAGGACAAGGAUAAGGACGCAGAGGGCAAGAAGACUACCAAUGGGGGAGAUGCGACGAUAAAGAGCGAGGGCGUGGAUGAGGGUGAGGCGGUGGGUGAGGUGGGUAGGGAUCCGGAGGCGGAUAGUGGCAAGGAGAGGAAGAUUAAGGUUGCUGUGGGAAGGGGGUUGGGGGUUGGUGAUUUGGUGGAGAAGGAUGAGAGUAAGCAUUAG